Molecule: messenger RNA, 3659 nt
Organism: Ctenopharyngodon idella (grass carp)
Lineage: Eukaryota; Metazoa; Chordata; Actinopteri; Cypriniformes; Xenocyprididae
Gene: gab1
Product: GRB2-associated binding protein 1
Exons: 9
Coding region: 81-1883 (600 amino acids)
Source: RefSeq, a predicted model, not a curated record
AAUCUCUCCUCUCUGUUCUUUCUAAAGACUCUGCAAAGGUCUCUCACCAAGUAAAUGUGCCAGGGGGUCUGGUGGUGGAUAUGGCCCCUAGUGGAGGGUCAGGAGGAGCAUUAGGGGCUUCUGCACUGGCCAACCUGCCUCCUCCCUACCAGCCCGUCAGCAUUAGACCCCUGGGGUCCUCCUCCAGUCUGGAUGAGCCUCAAGACUACCUUUGGCUGCUCAACUGUGAGAGCAAGAAACCUGAGCCUAACAGGGCGCAUGGCGAAUGCUCCAAGUCUACCUCCUCCGAACCCGACUGUAAUGACAACCUCCCUUCCCACUACACGCCCACCUCCUCUUCCAAGCACGCCUCGGUCAAUGGUUUCUUUUCUACCCAGCAUGCCGCAGGGCUCUAUGAUUCUCCUCCUUCGCGCGGACAGUCGUUGUCGGCCGACUCGCAGGGCCUGUACCAUCUUCCCCGAAGUUACUCUCAGGACACUGUGCUGCUGCCGAAGUCGGCUUCCUCCCCUCCCGCUCCUGACAGCGAGCAUGGUGAACUCUACGUCUUUAACACGCCUGGUCGUAAACCCUCCUUAGAGGCCCAGUUUCGGAACUUGUCGGUCAGCUAUGAUAUUCCACCCACACCUGGAAGCAACUGCACCUACCAGGUUCCCCGUACAGCUGGGGUGGAGGCUGUUUCAGGGGCCACAGACGUGGUACCGCCCCCUCGUCCUCCCAAGCCUUUACUGACCACAGGAUCGGUCCCACCUGAGCGGUCGCCCACGGACACGUAUGUGGUGCCACGGUCAGUGUCUGAGACUGAUGGAAAUUACUGUGUGCCAUCUGGUGCAGGAGGGAACAAAGCACUAAGAAGCAACACCAUUGGUACAGUGGAUUCUUCACGUCUGCGUAAAGAUUACGGAUCUCAAGACUGCUAUGAUAUACCCCGUCCCUUCCCCCCAGACAAAAGUUGCUCGUUUGAUUUUAAUGAAAGCUUCAACAACUAUUUUAAGAAUAAAGGCAUGGUGCCAGUAGGAAGUGUUUCCACUGAGGAGAUGGAUGAGAACUAUGUGCCCAUGAGCGUCCACUCUUCGUCACAUCACCGCUCCAGCAGCCUAUCGGAACCGAUUCAGGAGCCCAACUACGUGCCCAUGACACCGGGCACAGUGGAGUUUUCCUCCCUUGGAAAACAGGUGCCCCCUCCGGCCCACAUGGGCUUCCGCUCCAGCCCCAAGACCCCUCCACGCAGAGCAAUGCCCAUAACUGAAUGCCAACCACCACCUGUAGACCGCAACCUCAAACCUGACCGCAAAGGUCAGAGCCCUAAAAUAAACAGAGCAGUCGGUCUUGAGCGAACCGACUCCCAAACCAUAGGUGAAUUCUCAAGACGGCGUAAGGUUAAGCCGGCCCCUUUGGAGAUCAAGCCUUUACCUGAGUGGGAAGAGUAUACGGCACCAGUCCGUUCCCCCGUGACCAGGUCCUUCACGAGGGACCCCUCUAGGUGUACCACGGCCCCCAGACCGUCCUCGGGGCAUAGCACUGCCUCCAGCAGCGACUCCGACGACUGUGAUGAGAAUUAUGUAACCAUGCAACACAAUAUGUCUUCAGAUGAACCAAACAUGAAGUUAGGACCACCAAUGAAUGCUGAUGGAGGUGGCAGUCCCAUGGUGAAGCCCAAAGGAGACAAGCAGGUGGAGUACCUGGACCUUGACUUGGACCCUGGGAAAUCAACUCCUCCUCGGAAGAAGAAGACUAACGGGACUGGUAUUUCAGCAUCAGAUGAGCGGGUAGACUAUGUGGUGGUGGAUCAGCAGCGAACGCAAGCACUGAAGAGCACACGAGAGGCCUGGAGCGACGGACGGCAGUCGACGGAGACAGAAACCCCCACCAAAGGGGCCAAAUGACACCCAUCUCUUUCCUCUUUUCUGCUUGGUCAGGACUCGCGGGAGGCCGAGGAACGGAGGACGCUGCACAUGCUCUGAACCUCCUAUCUGGCCUCCACGUUUGAUUUUAGAUACAGCUGUGUGACAGCGACUAGGUCACAGCUCCCAGAUCAGCUAGUUUACACUGCUUCCUGCUAGACGACAGCACCCACGCAGGGGAGAGCUGAUCCGAGGGAUCCUCAUGUAUAAGCUGACAGACUCGAAGUAAGAUGGACCGAACUCUGCACAGGGGCUGAAGGACUCGCCAAGUCUUAUUGGCUGAAAGCCCAGUGAAAAUUGUGCUAACAAAGCAGCAUUAUUCGUACUAUAAGGAUACACACUGCCCCUCACCCAUCCACUCAGACAGUUUCUGAUUUUUGGAUAUCGUUUUUCCCCCAUCGUGGUGUUAAAGCACAUUAUUCCAUGGGCUUGGGGUGCAUCAGGUCUGUCAACUUUUGUUUUUUGAAUUUUCAAUGUUCCAUGUUCACAAAACUGCCAAGGUGGGUUUUUAGGAUGUGUUUUAGGAACCUAAAAUGUUUUUUUUUUUUUUUUUUUUUUUUUUUUUUUUUUGUGUGUAAAUAGUUCCAUGAUAAUCUGAAACCUUUAGACAUGUUUUUUUUUAUUUGUUUUAUUCUUUUGGGCCUCAAGUGUAAUUCGGUAGUGCAAUCAAAAGGUUUUGAGUUGCUUGAACCGCAAAUCUACUAAGGUGAAAGAGUUAGUUUGUUUGAAAAUUAUUUUCGUUUGCAUUUAAGACAGCAGGCAGACUGUAUAAAGUGUUAUGUACAUGAAUAAAAGUGUCCUUUAUUUGUAUCUAAUAUCUAGUAUGUUAAGGCUAAGGUGUGGAUUCUGCAGGAUAGAAGUCUACACGGUCUGAGAUGGUAUCAGAAACUAUGAAAUGUUAUUGGUGGAAUCAGGAACUGUGAUAGUUUUUAACAGAGAAGAGAAUUCUCUGAUUUUUUUUGUGUUAUUUUCUCUGCUUUAUUUUAUUUUAUUUUUUUUUCAAAGCAAGGUAUCAAUUUACAAAAAGCGCCGAGGUCAGGUACUCACUGAAAGGUUUAACAGAUUUCAUUUAUUUUAUUUUAUUUUAUUUUAUUUUAUUUUGCAGCUAUAGAUGAUGUCUUUAGUGUUGCAGUUCAUAUGUUCUCAUAGAAACCUUUUGAAAUUGCUUACGAGGCGAGAAAUUAUUACAAAGGCUUUGUGCUGUAUGAGAUGCCUUCAUGGAGGGGAGGAAAAGCCGGUCAAGUAGUUUCAGGAAUUUUAUUUUGUUUCUGCAUUCUCUGUGUGACUGCUCUAUCAAUGCAUUUUAUUGCCACUUCGAUAAUUUAUUUCAGAUGUUCCACAGCUCUUGGAAACUAAUUGCCUUACCAUUGCAACUUUUUUUGAAUGUUGUAAAUAUGAUCCGUUCAGCGAUUUUAGCUCAUGUCCGAAUACAUCUAUUCAGAAUACAUCAGCAUAGAACUUUACUGUGUGUGUAAAAUAAAACAGCUCUACUAACUACCAUUCUUAAGCCAAGAAAACACUGUCGAUGUGUUGCAACACCGUUGGUGGCUUCUGCUGUAUAUAUCGAUACAAGCUUUUCAAGCAUGUCUUUUGAUUCAAAGCUGUGCCUAUAUUGUUUCCCUUCUACUCAAAUCUUUUUUUCUUUGAGCCCUCAGACCCUGAUGCUUUAUAUCUUUUUUAAUGAAUCUGAAAGAAAUGUACAUUUUAAAAUAAACUCAAUAAAAAUGAUACUUCAGGAGAUUACUGCUGACAUUGCAA